AUGUGUUCAAACGUAUCUUCGAUAACUCUUCAGAGUUGGAGAGAGCGUCCUCCUUCUUCCUACUCUAUCAAAGUUAAAAACCUCUCCCAGCUCGAGAUCUCAACUCUCCACUCUGAUGGCAAAUACCAGUCCCGACGUUUCUCCUCCGGUGAAUACAAAUGGAGACUGAUCAUAUACCCAAUAGGGAACGAAAAGGACAAUGGAAGCGGGUUUAUUUCAAUGUAUGUUGAAAUAGAUAGCACAAGCCUUACUUCCACAACUCCAACUGAGGUGUAUGCAGAUCUCCGUUUUUUUGUCUUUAGCAAAAAGGAAAACAAGUACUUUACUAAUCAAGAUGUAGAAUCAAGGCCGUUCAAUUCACUAAGAACGAUGUGGGGAUUGCCGCAAGUGCUUGCCCUUGGUAAAUUCAAUGAUCGUGAAAACGGAUACCUCUUUGAUGGAGAUCAAUGUGAGUUUGGUGUUGAUAUCACUGUUGUUCCACCUCCAACCAAAUGGGAAAUCCUCUCUUUUGAUGAGGAUCUUCCUUAUCCAAAGUUUUCUUGGACUGUUAAGAAUUUCUCAGAUAUAAAAGAGAAUCCUCACACAUCCGAUAGCUUUUCAAACGGAGGAAGGAAAUGGGUUCCAAAGCUGUAUCCCAAGGGAUACUCUUCACCACAUGGUAAAUGGUUAUCCAUUUUUCUGUAUUUAGCUGAUGGUGAAAAUAAGGAAGAUAAAAAUAUUUAUGUGGAAGCAGAUGUGAAAGUUGAAGACCCGCGUGGAUCCAAUCACUUGAUACGCAAUCUUUAUUGUUGGUUCGAAGAUCAAGGCUGGGGUUAUGGUUGGGAUCACUAUGUGUCUAUAGCUGAACUUCGAAAGUCUUACUUGGACAAGGAAGACACUUUGAAAGUUAAGAUCGAAUUUAAAGUUGUUUCUGCGACCAAAUAUUCUGCCUUUACCUAA
Messenger RNA from Camelina sativa (false flax), 939 nucleotides. RefSeq names its product TNF receptor-associated factor homolog 1a-like. Gene Ontology annotation, molecular function: protein binding. The record is from RefSeq and is a predicted model, not a curated record. Lineage: Eukaryota; Viridiplantae; Streptophyta; Magnoliopsida; Brassicales; Brassicaceae.